GGUGAGGGCUGUCGGUUCGGGAGUAUCUGGAGGAGGUAUCACAGAGAAGAGGCUCGGUGCUGGCCACAAGUGACAGCAGCCUCGGACGUAGGGAGGCCCCGGGGCUGUCACAUCGCCACGGCCGGUUCUCGGCACUGCAGAGGGAGCCGGCCUGGGGAAGCGGCUGAGGAGACUGCCAGGAGGGACGUGGAAGAGGCGGCAGCUGCAGGAUUUUUGCAGUGUAUGGAGGGAGUUUCAGAGUCUCACAGACACCAUCUGGAUCACGGUUUCCAAGAUUCCUGCCUGACGUGAGACUCGUAGUGCAGUCAUGUUCCGCAACAGUCUGAAGAUGCUUCUCAGUGGUGGAAAAUCGAACAGGAAAAAUCGUUCCAGUGAUGGGGGGAAUGAGGAGCCACAGGAGCGGAGGCAGCACAGUGUAGACUCCCGCCACGGCCGGGCUUCACAAGGUGGCUCCUCUUCUGAAAACGACUGUGCGUUUGAGCCGGAUUACUCCAUCACCUCUCUCCCUGUGCCAGAGGGCAUGCAGCAUAUACGUAUGAUGGAGGGCAUGUCCCGCUCGCUGCCCUCCUCGCCCCUUCUUACUCACCAAGCCAUCAGUGUGCGGCUUCAGCCAGUCAAGAAACUAACUGCCCCACUGAGGAAAGCAAAGUUUGUGGAGAGCCCCAGAAUUCCAGAAUCUGAAUUGGGAUCCCCAACUCUUGGCUCAUCCCAGAAACUGGACGCUGAUGCCUACCUGUUGGGGGAAGAGGAGUCUGUCUUGGGCCCUCCUCCAUCUGUUGAUGAGGCUGCCAACACCCUCAUGACCCGACUGGGCUUCCUCCUGGGUGAAAAGGUCCCCGACGUCCAAGCUGCAGGUCCCCAGUACAGCAUGGAGGGGCAAGAAGAAAACCAGGGCUCUGCAGUAACCCAGCGGAUUAGUCCAUGUUCCACCUUAACCAGCAGUACAGCCUCUCCACCUGCCAGCAGCCCGUGCUCCACCCUCCCUCCCCCCAACACUACUGCACCCACCAAGGAUUGCAGCCCCACUUCCACCCUGGAGAGCAGGGACAGUGGCAUUAUUGCUACCCUGACCAGCUACUCGGAGAACGUGGACCGUUCCAAGUAUGGCGCAGACAACAAGGAGCUUGGCUCUCGAGGGUGUGUGAAGCAAGGCCAGAAGUCAGUGGAUUCAAGUCUCUACCGGGUGGAUGAGAAUAUAAUGGCCUCUACUUUCAGCUUAAAUAAAAUCCCAGAGAGGGGACUGGACACUGGACUCUCCCAAUCCGUACAGUCCAUCCCACUCUACCUCAUGCCCCGCCCCAACUCCGUCGCAGCCACGAGCUCUGCCCACCUGGAGGACCUUGCAUACCUGGAUGAGCAGAGACAUACACCCUUGCGGACCUCCUUACGAAUGCCACGUCAGACCCUUGCCGGACCACGUACCCCACAAGAUCUCCGAGUCCGCUUUGCGCCGUAUCGGCCGCCGGACAUCUCCUUGAAACCGCUGCUCUUUGAGGUGCCGAGUAUCACAACAGACGCCACGUUUGUUGGUCGAGAUUGGCUUUUCCAUGAGAUUGAUGCACAACUGCAGAGCGAAGAUGAGAGUGUGAAUCGGGGUGUAGUGAUCUGUGGCAAUAUUGGGUUCGGCAAAACUGCUAUUAUCUCUCGGCUGGUAUCUCUUAGCUGCCAUGGGACACGCUUGAGACAGCUCACAUCCGACAGCCCCCAUGCAUCACCAAAGCAUUCUGAGGCUAAUCGUGAAUUGGCACAGACAGGACAGAGUCAUUCUGGAAUCUCUAGUGGUAGUUGCCCAGGAACUCCUGAAAUGCGUAGAAGACAAGAAGAAGCUAUGCGGAGGAUAGCAGCACAGGUGGUGGCGUAUCACUACUGCCAGGCUGACAAUGCAUAUACCUGCCUAGUGCCUGAAUUUGUUCACAAUGUGGCUGCUCUGCUGUGUCGUGCACCCCAGCUAGUAGCUUACCGGGAGCAGCUACUACGUGAACCACAUUUACAGAGCCUGCUUAGUCUAAGGUCCUGUGUUCAAGACCCAGCGGCAUCUUUUCGCAGGGGUGUUCUUGAGCCACUAGAAAAUCUAUACAAAGAGAGAAAGAUUCCAGAUGAAGAUUACAUUAUCCUAAUAGACGGGCUAAAUGAAGCAGAGUUCCACAAGCCAGACUACGGCGAUACCAUUGUGUCCUUCCUAAGCAAGAUGAUAGGAAAAUUCCCCCAUUGGUUGAAGCUCAUUGUUACUGUGAGGACCACCCUGCAGGAAAUCACCAAACUUCUUCCCUUUCACCGAAUUUUCUUGGAUCGAUUGGAAGAAAAUGAGGCCAUAGAUCAGGAUCUUCAGGCCUACAUCUUGCAACGCAUACACAGCAGCUCUGAAAUCCAGAACAAUAUCUCACUCAAUGGUAAAAUGGACAACACGACAUUUGGAAAACUCAGUUCCCACCUCAAGACUUUGAGCCAAGGUUCCUACCUAUACCUGAAGCUUACAUUUGACCUCAUAGAGAAGGGCUACUUGGUACUCAAGAGCUCCAGUUACAAAGUUGUUCCUGUUUCGCUGUCUGAGGUGUAUCUCUUGCAAUGUAAUAUGAGGUUUCCCACACAAUCCUCCUUUGAGAGGGCCCUUCCUCUUCUCAAUGUUGCUGUGGCUUCUCUCCACCCAUUGACAGAUGAGCACAUCUUCCAGGCCAUCAAUGCAGGUAGUGUGGAUGAAGGUUUAGAGUGGGAGGACUUUCAACAGCGUAUGGAAAACCUUUCCAUGUUCUUGAUUAAACGGAGAGACCUGACCCGAAUGUUCGUUCAUCCGUCCUUCAGAGAAUGGUUAAUAUGGAGAGAAGAUGGAGAGAAAACCAAGUUUCUUUGUGAUCCCAGGAACGGACAUAUCCUGCUGGCCUUCUGGUUUUCUCGUCAGGAGGGGAAGCUGAACAGGCAACAGACCAUAGAGCUCGGCCAUCACAUCCUGAAAGCACAUAUCUUCAAGGGUCUUAGUAAGAAGGUUGGUGUCUCCUCAUCUAUCUUGCAAGCACUGUGGAUUUCCUACAGCACAGAUGGCCUUUCCAUGGCACUAGCAUCUCUAAGAAACCUCUACACUCCUAAUAUCAAAGUGAGCCGCCUUCUGAUAAUGGGUGGAGCCAAUGUAAACUACCGCACUGAAGUGCUGAACAAUGCCCCGAUCCUGUGUGUUCAGGCCCAUCUAGGGUACACUGAGAUGGUGGCACUGCUGCUAGAGUUCUCCGUUAACGUUGAUGCCAGUUCGGAGAGUGGCAUGACCCCUCUAGCAUACUCUGCAGCCUCAGGUCAUCUGACAAUUGCCAUGUUACUGUGUAAGAGGAGAGCCAAGGUGGAUCUUCUGGAUAAGAACGGACAGUGUGCGCUAGUGCACGCUGCUCUGCGGGGCCACCUGGAGGUUGUAAAAUACCUUAUCCAGUGUGACUGGACAAUGGCUGGACAACAACCUGGAGUCCUAAAGAAAAGUCAAGCCAUACAGCAAGCGCUGAUUGCAGCUGCCAGCAUGGGAUACUCAGAGAUCGUCUCUUAUCUUCUGGACCUACCAGAAAAAGACGAGGAGGAGGAACAGAGAGCUCAGAUUAAUAGCUUUGAUGGGCUGUGGGGGGAGACGGCUUUAACAGCUGCUUCAGGUCGUGGAAAACUUGAUGUUUGCCGCCUACUUCUUGAACAAGGAGCAGCUGUAUCCCAACCCAACCGGAGAGGUGUUGUUCCAAUAUUCAGUGCUGUACGACAAGGACACUGGCAGAUUGUGGACCUGCUGCUUACACACGGUGCAGAUGUUAACAUGGCAGACAAGCAGGGUCGUACUCCAUUAAUGACCGCUGCAUCAGAAGGGCAUGUAGCCACUGUGGAGUUUCUGUUGGCACAAGGGUCUUCCAUUGGGCUUAUGGACAAAGAGGGACUGACAGCUCUCAGCUGGGCCUGCCUCAAAGGGCAUCUUGCUGUGGUGAGGUUGUUGGUGGAAAAUGGAGCAGCCACUGACCAUGCAGACAAAAAUGGGCGCACACCGCUUGAUCUUGCAGCUUUUUAUGGAGAUGCUGAUGUGGUGCAGUUCCUGGUAGACCACGGUGCAAUGAUUGAACAUGUGGACUACAGUGGGAUGCGACCCCUCGACAGAGCCGUGGGCUGCAGGAACACUUCCGUUGUGGUAGCCCUUCUGAAGAAAGGGGCCAAAAUAGGUCCAGCCACCUGGGCCAUGGCAACGUCCAAACCAGACAUCAUGGUCAUUCUGCUGAGUAAACUGAUGGAAGAGGGCGACAUGUUCUACAAGAAAGGGAAAGUAAAAGAAGCUGCUCAGAGAUACCAGUACGCCAUGAAGAAGUUUCCUCGGGAGGGCUUUGGAGAAGAUUUAAAGACUUUUCGAGAACUGAAGGUGUCACUUCUACUCAACCUGUCCCGAUGUCGUCGGAAGAUGAACGACUUUGGAAUGGCAGAGGAAUUUGCUACCAAGGCAUUGGAAUUGAAACCAAAGUCAUAUGAGGCGUUCUAUGCUCGAGCAAGGGCCAAACGGAGCAGCAGACAAUUUACAGAAGCCUUGGAAGACCUGAAUGAAGCAAUCCAGCUCUGCCCAAACAAUCGAGAGAUCCAGCGGCUUCUUAUGAGAGUGGAAGAGGAAUGCAGGCAAGUCCAACAAGAGGAAGAGGUCCAGGAGCUUCAAGAUGAACCAGAGGCAGAAGUACAAAAUGAAGACAUAGAUUCUAACCAGGAAGACAUCUAUGAGGAAGAGUACCUGGAACAGGACUUAGACAGUGUUCCUGUAGGAUUGCAGAGUGAAGUAAGACAAUGUCAGGGCCUUCCAGGCUUGCAAAGUCCUCCACAGUCUCCUGCUCAUCGGGAUUCUAGCUAUAUGUCAGGCUCGCACCAAGUAUUUGACUUUCGAUCAAACAGCUCUGUUGGCUCUCCUACACGGCAAGGUUAUCAAUCCACAUCUCCAUCCCUCUCUCCAACACACCAGAACUCUCACUAUCGUCCUAGUCCUCCCCAAACAUCUCCUGCUCAUCAGAGUUCUUCCUACCGCUUUAGUCCACCUCCUGUAGGAGGUCAGGUCAUGGACUACCCUAGCCCACCACCCUCGCCAUUAAGACGGGCCCCUCAGUAUAGAGCUAGCCCUCCUAGCGAAAGUAUUGGUAUGUAUAGACAACAGUCUGGUUCUCCAGUUAGGUAUCAGCAAGAGCCAUGUGUUAGUCAGCAUCCUGGAAGACCAAAGUCUCCACUGUCUAAGAUAUCUCAGCGGUCUUUCCAAAUGUCACAGCUUCCCACUGCAGUUCCACAACCUGCACACAGAUUACAGCCAGCUAAGGCACAAAUUGUACGUAGCAACCAACCCAGUUCUUCAGUACACUCUAGUGCAGUAAUUUCUGGAGGUACAUAUGGACAGGUGGCACAUGGUAUGGCUAGUAAAUACCAGACAUCAUCUGGAGAGAUGAGUCAAAGCCGAUUAGUAUAUCAAGCCUCCCUUGGUGGUCUUAUAGCUGAUGGACGUCCAAUGCAGCAUGUGCAGGCCAGUUUGAGUGCAGGAGCCAUUUGCCAGCAUGGUGGAAUUGCCAAGGAAGACAUACCCCAGCGGCCAACUUCAGCCUAUCGAGGUGGCAUGAGAUAUAACCAGACUCCUCAAAUUGGCCGUAGUCAGUCUGCAUCAUAUUAUCCAGUAUGUCACACCAAGCUGGAUCUUGAGCGCCAGCAAAGCCAACUAGGUUCCCCAGAAGUUUCCCAUCUUAUAAGAAGGCCUGUGAGUAUUAAUCCUGCAGAAAUCAAGCCUCACCCACCUACUCCAAGACCACUAUUACACUCACAAAGUGUAGGACUUCGUUUUUCUCCAUCUAGCAACAGUAUUUCAUCCUCUUCCAACCUGUCUGCCACUUUCCGACCAUCUGCAUCCAUACAACAGAUGGAGAUCCCACUUAAGCCAGCAUAUGAAAGACUCUGUGAUGAGUUAUCUCCUGUAUCCCCACCCCAAGGAGGUUACCCUAGUGAGCCAACACGCUCUAGGACCACCCCCUUUAUGGGUAUAAUUGACAAGACAGCACGGACUCAACAGUAUCCCCACCACCAUCAGCAGAGUCGGACAUGGGCUGUCUCCUCUGUUGAUACUGUUCUCAGUCCUACAUCUCCUGGCAUCAUGCCCCAACAAGAAUCCUUCAGUCCCCCUUCCUCUAUCAGCAACAUCGCCUUUUAUAACAAAACCAACAAUGCACAGAAUGGGCAUCUGCUUGAAGACGACUACUACGGUCCGCAUGGUGUGCUGGCUAAUGGCUCUCGAGGGGACAUAUUGGAGAGAGUCACACAGGCCUCCUCCUAUCCUGAUGUCAAGGUGGCCAGAACACUGCCUGUUGCACAGGCUUACCAGGACAACCUGUACAGGCAACUGUCUCGGGACUCUCGGCAGGGCCAGACUUCGCCCAUCAAACCAAAGAGACCCUUCGUGGAGUCUAAUGUGUAGGACAAUAUAGUUUCCCAUCCCUGUUCCCUUUUUUCCGAUACAACUCUUUUCCUUCGCUAUAUGAAUACCUCCCUAAAAAAAAACUGGUAAUUGAGCAACUUUUCUUAAAGGUUUCAGACUCCUCUCCCAGUCCCUGUAGUGUUCUCCUCUGACCCAUCCCAUUGGGUAGAGCUGGUCUUUUAGUACUUUAGGUUGUGCUAUGUUUAGCAAUGAACAGUUUGGGUCCCCAGACUAUGUUUAUGGACACUUUGUCUGCUUUCCCAACCUCCCAAGUUAAUUUGGGAUUUUAUAUUUCAAUUUCAAGUAAUUGCACUUAAGUCACUAGGAUAUUCCUGCAGACCUGGGCCCCUCUAAUCCUAGUUGGAGUGAGACCAUGUUUUCUUCAUACUUUAGCAGGCAGUAUGCUUCAGGCUUGCUUAUAACCCUGCACGUUGGGAACAUGGAAAAACAAAGGCCACAUGCGGCACAAUAAGGAUCUGGAAAUCAGUAAACAAAGGGCUCUAUACAUUGUAACAUUAAACUUACAUGUCAUUGCUCCACAACAGACUUUUAACUAUAUGUCUACAUGUAGUGUGAUUUUUUUUAUUUUUAUGAUGUUAUUACUGGGUCUGGUUCUUGCAUCACAAACCCCAGUCUUUCUAAUUGGUGUCUGUGUAAGAAAUGUAGACAAAUGUGAUAUCUUGUGACAUAGACUAAAUGGUGAUGGAGCAAAUCAUGCGGACAAGUCUGUACUCACAAAGGAACAGAAAGAGGACAGCGCUGGGCGCUAUAUAGCGUAGUAUAGUUGAGAUGCACCAAAGGAUGUUACUUGCAGCUUAAAUUAUAUUGCACUCACAUUGUAGGGUUGUGAUAAGCCACAACCAAAUUCUGUAAUACUGUGACACGUCGGGAGGCCACUUUAUAGUUUGCCUUGACAUAUGUACACUGUACACAUAAGACUAUUGUUGGAAGGACUGGCCAACACUCUAAUGUAUAUGGGGAGCUCCCGACUCUUCCCCAAGAGAUGAUGUUGGGGGAAAGAAGGAUCGGCGUAUUGAAUUUCAAUACCCUAUUCUUUUAUUCUUCCUAGUAAAAAGUCACUGCCAGAAGGUUCUGGAAUUAGCUUUGUCCUCUCUCCCCAUUGAAAACACACACACACGGCUUAGCCAAGUGUGUAUGGGGAAGUCAGGAGACAUAGCUUUUGAAAGUAUGGGAACCUUUAGGUCAGGGUCAUACACCUCUGUUAAAAUGGAGAGCAUUCUCCUCCUACAAGAUCAAAUCUAACAGGUAAGAGAGAGGAACAGUGUUCAUUUUAUACCUCACCUACCUGUUGUGUUUGUUCAGUCUUUGGCCACAUUCAGAUGCCCAUGGCCACAUUUUAGUGACCUUAUCAGUCACAAGAUUUGGACGCCCUGUGGUUCAAGUGAACCAACUUGCAUAGAACCCUAUGUUGAUCUACGUUUGGUUUACUAUAACCAUGCAGGGGUAAUGGGUCUUGUGGAUGCUAAAAUGUAGCUGCAGCCUAAGACUAUGUUCAGAUCAGUGUCAGGACCUCCUUCACACAGUUUGUCAAAAAUAGUGGAGAGAAAAGUCCUAUAUGCGAAAAAAAACACCUCCCACGUGGAAACCUAACGGAUCCCAUUAUAGUUAAUGGGAUCUGUUAGGCGCUGUUCCUGUCAAUCAUGUGCCGAAUCCAGAACUUCCAUUAUUUUCAUUCCCAUAACUGAGCAGAAGAACGGAAAUAAAUAGUGCUGGAAGCACCUUAAGCCAGGAGAAAUCCCAGUUGACCAGUAUAAAUUUACCUACAGUUAGACACACGAUUUCCUGAAUCACAAAAUUCAGUCUGUCACAAAAGCACAGUGUAACAAAGGACAAUAAUACUAUCUAAAUUACUUGCAAAAUUUAGAUUUUGGUGUCCUCAGAAGAAUACUGAAUAUGGUGUGCUGAUGUUUAGUGACAGCUCCUUUUUUCUACUUCUAGACUUUGACUAAAAUAUUUUUGAAAGGAAGGGGUUUGUGAAACAAGAUCCAGGACGUCACCAGCAGUCUGGUGUCCUAGGACAGGUAAACAUGGUCUAGACAGACAGAUGGAGUGGAUUAUUUUACUGGUAAAUAAUCUGCCCAGACCUGAUGCAUAAACCAAGGGAUGAAAGAGCCACAUGCGGCCAUCUUCAUGACACAGAUACAGCUCCAGCCCCAACAUGGUUUUCAGCUUGGAAGCAUCAGUUUUCUCAGGUGUCUAGUUACCUUUCCACAGACAGCAGCAGGUUAUCCUAAGCGUUCUUGGUUGCCUGCAAUCAGAGGUUCAACAAGAAGGGCUUACGUGUUCUGAGGCAUCUUUACUGCAGGGCCACAAUUUGAUGACACUUUCUACCAGAAGGAAGACCUAAGAAUAAAACCACUUCAGUUCCAUGAUAUUUUAGGACAAGUCUAAUUUCCAUACACCAUAAAGAAAUUAGUGGGGGGUAGGUUGUAUUCAGUAAUUGUAUGUUAAAAAAGGGGACGUACCAAAGCAUUAUCAGGAAAAUUUGUCUGCAAAUGCUGACAUUUUUAUUGUUCUUCCACAAGUAUUGGCAUUUUUCUACACAGUUGCAGUGAACAUUUUUGCAAAAGUGAAUAACCAUAUUGGUUAUCACUUUUGACUCCUUAGUGACCAUCAAUGCACCUUUUUACGGUGGUCACUAAGGGGCCUUAGAGUAUGCCGCCUUUUUACAGUGGCCUUGUGUAUGCGCUGCAUGGGUAUCCUGUGCAGCGGAGAGUGAGGGCACAGUCCCGAUUGGCAGAAGUGGUCAUUUACACUGUUCAAGCCCUUAGAUGCCACAGUCAAUAGCGAGCGUGGUAUCUAAGUGGUUACAGAGGGAGCGGACUCCCUCUGUCUCUCAUUGGCAUAAAUGAAAUUGUGGGGUGCCAAUGUCUGUGCACAGCACAUGCAAAAUUUAGAACAUAAAAACGAAGUCACUAUAUUGCUGUUUUUUCUUCUAUCCCCGCCCACCAGAAAGAGGUAAUAAAUGUUAAUCAGUAAGUUAUGGGUACCCCAAAAUGAUGCCGCAAAAAAAGCCCUCAUACGGCUGCAUUGAUGGAAAAAUAAAAAAGUUAUAGCUCUUGGAAUGUGAUGAUGAAAAAUUAGCUUAAGGC
This is a messenger RNA of Bufo gargarizans (Asiatic toad), 9546 nucleotides long. It is a transcript of the gene TANC2, whose product is annotated as tetratricopeptide repeat, ankyrin repeat and coiled-coil containing 2. NCBI's taxonomy places the organism in Eukaryota, Metazoa, Chordata, Amphibia, Anura, Bufonidae. Gene Ontology annotation, biological process: regulation of dendritic spine morphogenesis. Gene Ontology annotation, molecular function: protein binding. The record is from RefSeq and is a predicted model, not a curated record. The coding region runs from base 308 to 6433 and encodes 2041 amino acids. The transcript has 28 exons. Gene Ontology annotation, cellular component: dendritic spine.